This is a messenger RNA of Cebus imitator (Panamanian white-faced capuchin), 2397 nucleotides long. RefSeq names its product endoplasmic reticulum aminopeptidase 2-like. NCBI's taxonomy places the organism in Eukaryota, Metazoa, Chordata, Mammalia, Primates, Cebidae. Bases 586 to 1638 code for a protein of 350 amino acids. Gene Ontology annotation, biological process: proteolysis; peptide catabolic process. The transcript has 4 exons. Gene Ontology annotation, molecular function: peptide binding; metalloaminopeptidase activity; zinc ion binding. The record is from RefSeq and is a predicted model, not a curated record. Gene Ontology annotation, cellular component: cytoplasm.
GUCUGUAGUCCCAGCUACUCUGGAGGCUGAGGUGGGAGGAUCACUUGAGCCCAGGAAGUUGAGGCUGCAGUAAGCGGUGAUCAUGGCUGCACACUCUAUUCCAACCUGGGCAACAGAGCAAGACCCUGUCUAAAACAUAAAUAAACAAAAAUUUAAAAUAUAACCAAAUGUUAAAAAACAUUCAACAUGCAAUGAAUUUACACACCUACCUCUGCUCAUUGCACAAGAAUUCAGAAGAAAUCCAUUGCAUUCAAUUUUAAGGUAAGGGUUUGGGGGCAGUUCUAAAGGGUUUUUAUUUGUAAUAACCAGAUGGCAGCUUAAUUUCUGCUGUAUUUUGUAGAUACUUGGCCUAAUUCUGACAGAGAGCAGAUUUUCUCUUACACAAAUAUUUUUAAAUGUUUAAGAUUUUAUUGUAAAUUGAAAUUUUUUUUCUUUAUGCUAUAAGUGGGUUUUUUUCUUCUAGAUUAAAUUCAUAUAUUGAAAAUAUUAUUCAGAUCCCAUGGGACAUAACUGGAACCAGUGCAGUGCUAUGAAGAACUAGGAGACUAGCCUGGAUAUUAACUUGUCAUCUAGAGAAUAGAUUUCAUGUUCCAUUAUUCUGCAAUGGUUAAUUCACGCAGAACACCAAGGUUUAAUAUUCACACAGGAUUUUACUGCUUAGCAGCCAUCUUGCCCCAAAUAUCCAUUUGUUCUCUGAGUUAUCACUUCACUGAGGACCUUGGGGCUUUCCCAGUAGCUGCCAAUGGGGAACCAUUUCCUUGGCAGGAGCUAAGGCUCCCCAACGUGAUCAGUCCCCUCCAUUAUGACCUCUUUGUCCAUCCCAAUCUCACCUCUCUGGACUUUGUUGCAUCUGAGAAGAUUGAGGUCUUGGUCAGCAAUGCUACCCAGUUUAUCAUCUUGCACAGCAAAGAUCUUGAAAUCACGAAUGCCACCCUUCAGUCAGAGGAAGAUUCAAGAUACACGAAACCAGGAAGAGAGCUGAAAGUUUUGAGUUAUCCUCCUCAUCAACAAAUUGCACUGCUGGUUCCAGAGAAACUUAUGCCUCACCUGAAAUACUAUGUGGCUAUUGACUUCCAAGCCAAGUUAGCUGAUGGCUUUGAAGGGUUUUAUAAAAGCACAUACAGAACUGUUGGUGGUGAAACAAGAAUACUUGCCGUAACAGAUUUUGAGCCAACCCAGGCACGCAUGGCUUUCCCUUGCUUUGAUGAACCAUUGUUCAAAGCCAAUUUUUCCAUCAAGAUCCGAAGAGAGAGCAGGCAUAUCGCACUAUCCAACAUGCCAAAGGUUAAGACAAUUGAGCUUGAAGGAGGCCUUUUGGAAGAUCACUUUGAAACUACUGUAAAAAUGAGUACGUACCUUGUAGCCUACAUUGUUUGUGAUUUCCACUCUGUAAGUGGCUCUACCUCAUCAGGAGUCAAGGUGUCCAUCUACGCGUCCCCAGACAAAUGGAAUCAAAUACAUUAUGCUUUGCAGGCAUCACUGAAGCUACUUGAUUUUUAUGAAAAGUACUUUGAUAUCAACUAUCCACUCCCUAAACUGGGUAUGUUCAAAUUCCACAUUAUUGUCAUUUUCUUCAUUUUUGCUCAUAGAACUUGCUUUGAUUUCUUCCCUCCUUCUAUCUCUUUCUAUAUGAUUUAAAUGAGCACUAAAGAAUUCAGUUAGCUCAAGAAAAAAUCGUUUAUUCCUCAGAGAUGGUCCCUAAGUGCAGAAAAUAUUUAUGAGAUGCCCCGAUAGUGUGGAUCAUUUCUCUAUUCUUUUAUCCCAUUUAAUGUAUCUGCAUUGCACUCUCCCAGGCCGAUCAGAAAAGGCACACACUGGAGGCUCGGACAGAAGCCAGGUAGAGGGCCCUGGAAAGAGAUGGGGAGAAAGAGGGAAGAUAAACAGUGACUGCUCUGUUCAAAAUAGGAGACCACGUGUCCAAGAGCUCGUCACAGGAAUGCUCUUUGAAUAUUUGUCCAUCACAGUGAUGCUGUGGCUCCCUGUGGCAGACAUCAUGGCUCUCAGCCAUUAUGUUCCUCUUCUGUGGGAGGGAAACACACCUCCCAUCAUGCUGUUCUUCUAUGCCCCAGCAGCGUUGAUUAGAGAAUGAAUUUUCCAUUAAAAAAUACACACACACACACACACAUCAUAUUACAAUUAGAGGAAUUUCUGGAGCAAUCGCUAUUGUACAAGGUCAAUAUUUGUCCAAGGUCCUAUUUGUACAAGGUCAACAAUCUUUUAUUUUAGCUUUACUUUUUACACUUUAUUUAUUUAUUUGAGAUGGAGUUUCUCUCCUGUUCAAAGGUUUAUGUAGACAGAGAACUGAAAACUGUGCCUCCAUCUGUUACUUAUAUUGGGCACUGAGGUUGGAUGGUAAGACUGUGGAAUAGAUUUUUAAAAAUUGCAGGAGGCCAGGCG